UACCAAUUCUUGUACUACGGCACCUCUGUUCGCCGUCCGCUGAAAGAACUGAGACGAACCCUUCAAGCUACUGGCGUGAAUGUUUCAAGAAUACUUGAUAUUCAGUACCCUGACUCCCGAGUGAUAUCCUUUUUGUUGCACACCGACUUUGUGGUAGAAUUUACAAGUGUUAUGCACAACAAAGGCCGUGGUACCGUACCACUUGAUGACUAUGAUCCUUUGGAUCCAGCCAAGCUCAAAGAUCCCAAAUUUGCCAAUCUCUCUCUGGAAUUACGGUGCCAGAAAGCCCAUGAAAUUCAAAACCUUCGGUGUUUACGUGCCCUCUCUUUUGUCCGCCGCUCUGCUCGUCUCUCCGUUGCUCGUUCUUUUUUGCAUUACGAAAGAAUCAAUCAAAAACAGUUCGAUGCUAUUUUAGCUGAAGAA
This is a messenger RNA of Mucor mucedo, 423 nucleotides long. RefSeq lists its product as uncharacterized. The transcript has a single exon. The annotation marks the transcript as partial. NCBI's taxonomy places the organism in Eukaryota, Fungi, Mucoromycota, Mucoromycetes, Mucorales, Mucoraceae. The record is from RefSeq and is a predicted model, not a curated record.